Desarmillaria tabescens is the source of this 1311-nucleotide messenger RNA. RefSeq lists its product as uncharacterized. The record is from RefSeq and is a predicted model, not a curated record. The coding region runs from base 54 to 1286 and encodes 410 amino acids. Lineage: Eukaryota; Fungi; Basidiomycota; Agaricomycetes; Agaricales; Physalacriaceae. The transcript is spliced from 5 exons.
CCUCUAUUCAGCCUGUUUCCUUUACUUCCAGUUGCUCUCCAUUUGUUCCAAUAAUGACGACAAAUUUUCCUAUGGACAGUCACUUCAUGCAGCGUACCGACUCGGAGGCAACAGACGAAUCACCUUUUGGAUCAGGGCUAACGACACCAGUAGACGAGGAUAUACAGCCCUUCGCUGGCCUUCACGAACGGCUCAUCGCCGAAUUCGAUCUAGACUUGCAAGAAACGCCUAGGCCGGACAGGUACCAGAAGUUCGACACCGUUGACACGCCCGCCAAGACCCGUUCACUUUCAAAGGUAGUGACAAAGGCGAAGAAGUUUGUGAGAGGCUUGGUUCAAGGCUCGAAGACAAACAUCUUCGAGGACCAACGCGUAGUGCCUACCCUGAUACUCCCGAUGGACAGCGUAGAGAUUAAUACGGCGGAGGAACCCUCGUCCGCCAUCAUUGCUCAAGAAACGCCCUGCUCCGCUCAUACCGAUGUCUUCCUGUCAAACGCUUUCUCUUCCACUGUCGCCAGUUCUAAGGAAAUGCCUGCAGAUAUGCUUGACACUACAGAUGAUAUGGAAACGGUUCCAUCUGAUCAGCACCUCGAGGACAGUAUUGCAUUGACUUCGCCAGAUAGCACGCACAGCAUUCCCUUAAGAUCGGACCAUGAGGGUCUCCUUAUCCAGCAUGCUAGAUCGAUGUCCACCACGAUAGUCAAAAGUCUUGAUGAAAAAGCCAUCGAAAAUAUUACUAUUGAAAACAACGAAUCUGUCCUUGCUGAUUCGACUGAAUAUCUCUUCGACGAAGCUCUUGCACUGAAAUUCCCGGACUUUUCCCCGAAUGCGGUUCCUUCAGCUCUUUUGAAAAUUCUUCUCUUCCUUCCUUGGUGUGUCCUCGUCGGUGCAACUAUUUUGCUCUCUCCCCGGCAUCUGGAAUACGUUGCGUUCUUUCCGGGAUACAUUGCGUCACCUCAAGGAAUCCGCCGCUUUGCCCAUUGGGCCGACGUCGCUAUUGCCCAUGUUAUGAUCUUCUUCGCUUUCAUCGUAUGUAUCGGCACGCAACACUUACCGCUCGGAGUCGCUCUUGCCGUUCUUACCGUUGGACAGAGCAUCGUGGCGUGGCACAACUUCAGUUUUGACAGUGAAAUCCCUGUAGGCGAUGACGAUAGACAGUCCUUGUACCUUGUCGCUGUAACUUUUGGCUGCUCCAAACCUUUCAUGAUCACGGAGUCAGCGAAAGGAUAUUUUGUUGGACGCGAGAGAGACGAUAUCGCUGCGAACGAUGAUUCGGAUACGGAAUAAUUACGUUUGAAUGACACUGGAUACU